Molecule: messenger RNA, 557 nt
Organism: Castor canadensis (American beaver)
Lineage: Eukaryota; Metazoa; Chordata; Mammalia; Rodentia; Castoridae
Gene: Chchd1
Product: coiled-coil-helix-coiled-coil-helix domain containing 1
Biological process (GO): mitochondrial translation
Cellular component (GO): mitochondrion; nucleoplasm; mitochondrial ribosome
Molecular function (GO): RNA binding
Source: RefSeq, a predicted model, not a curated record
CACGCACGGCGCCGCAGAGCCUUCUGGGAGCGCGAUGCAUAAUGGCGACCCCCAGCCUGCGGGGCCGCCUGGCGCGGCUUGGGAACCCGCGGAAGCCUAUACUGAAGCCUAACAAACCCCUCAUCCUUGCUAACCGUGUCGGGGACCGGCGCCGGGAGAAGGGCGAGGCGACCUGUAUCACGGAGAUGUCGAUAAUGAUGGCUUGCUGGAAGCAGAAUGAAUUCCGCGACGAUGCGUGCAGAAAAGAGAUCCAGGAUUUCUUCGAUUGUGCUUCGAGUGCUCAGGAAGCAGGAAAGAUGAGGUUAAUCCAGGAGACCCUGGGAGAGUCCAGGAGUUUACCUCCCAAAACACUGAAUAAGUUGUUACAGAGGUUUCCUAACAAACCUCACCUCAGCUGAAAAUGGAGAAACAUUUUCAAUGAUGGAACUGUUACUUCUGAGAACUAUGCAGAGACAUUUUAGAGAUGUCCACAGCCAUGUCCUCUUCAAAGGGCAAAAUGAGGCAAAACAACUUUUAUCAUGUUCUGGAUGGAAGUUGUGCUUUAUUUUGAAAUAAAA